Messenger RNA from Bombus pyrosoma, 1674 nucleotides. RefSeq lists its product as uncharacterized. NCBI's taxonomy places the organism in Eukaryota, Metazoa, Arthropoda, Insecta, Hymenoptera, Apidae. The coding region runs from base 39 to 1667 and encodes 542 amino acids. The transcript is spliced from 3 exons. The record is from RefSeq and is a predicted model, not a curated record.
UACGCGGCCCGAGCCCGACGGGCGGCAUUGCGAAAAAUAUGAGGAUUCGCCCGGGAUGCGUGGCUGCACUAGUAGUGCUACUGCAAGCCGCACUUGUGGCGAGCAAGGCAGUGGAUCAGAAUCAACUGCAAGAACAGAAGUCUCAGCAACAAAUUCCAUAUGGCACAGCGGCACAGAAGAGAUGGGGUGAUGAUUUGGGAGGCCAUGGUGGCGGUUUAGCUACCGGUUACGGUGGAGAUCUAGGUGGUCACGGUGGAGAUCUAGGUGGUCACGGUGGUGAUGCAGGAGAUGGUUUUGGCCAUUCUGGAGGAGGUGGCUUUGGUCACUCUGGCGGUGGUGACAUUGGCGGUGGUUUUGGUCAUUCUGGAGGUGACAUUGGCGGUAGUUUUGGCCAUUCCGGUGGAGGUGACGUUGGUGGUGGUUUUGGUCAUUCUGGAGGAGGUGGUGGCGAUGGAGGCAAUGGAGCGCUCGAAGAACACCAUGACGAUCAUCACCAUCAUCACCACGAUCAUGGCUAUUGGAAGAAGAAACUGAUUUGGAAACCAGGAUGGAAGAAAAUCUGGAAACCAGCAAAGAAACAAAUCUGGAAGCCCGCGUGGAAGAAAAUUUGGAAACCCGUGUGGGUACCAACGCAGAAGGCAGUAUGGAAAGACAUUCAGGUGCCAGCUUGGAAAAAGAUUUGGAAGCCUGUGUGGAAGGAAAUACAGGUCCCAGUGUGGAAGGACAUUCAGGUACCAGCCUGGAAAAAGAUUUGGAAACCCGUUUGGAAACCUAUAAAGGUGCCAGCCUGGAAGGAAAUUCAGGUGCCCGCGUGGAAAAAGAUCUGGAAACCGGUUUGGAAGGAGAUUCAAGUACCAGCGUGGAAGGAGAUUCAGGUACCAGCCUGGAAAAAAAUCUGGAUCCCUGAAUGGGUGAAAAUCGGCAUUCCUGGUGAGCACUUCCACGGAACCGAUAACCAUGGAUGGCAGUACACUAGUCACGAUCUCUGGAAGAAGAAACUGAUAUGGAAACCACUAUGGAAAAAGUAUUGGAAACCAGCGAAAAAACAGAUCUGGGUACCAGACAAGAAGCUGGAGUGGGUGGAAGCCUGGAAGCAAAUCUGGAAGCCGGCCAAAAAGCAAAUUUGGGUGGAUGACAAGAAGCUUAUUUGGAAGGAAGAAUGGAAGCAGAUUUGGAAACCAUCCAAGAAACUUAUUUGGGUGCCUGAUAAGAAGCUGGAAUGGAAGGAGGCCUGGAAACAGAUUUGGAAGGCUGAUAAGAAACUUGAGUGGGUACCUGAUAAGAAAUUAGCUUGGAAAGAGGCUUGGAAACAGAUUUGGGUACCAGCUUGGAAGGAAAUUUGGGUUCCGGCAUGGAAGAAGAUUUGGAAACCAGUUUGGAUAUCGGAAUGGUUCCCUGCGGACGACCACCAUCCCCAUCACCAUGGUUGGGAAGACCGAAAAGAUACAGAGACUCAAAGUUCUCAGAUAGUUCCUUAUAGUUCUGAUGCUGCUUCAAAGCAGAACGCUCAGGCUCAACAACAGCAACAUCGAAUCGACGAGAACAAGGUUAGAUGGGAUAGAUCUUCGAAGACUGAAGCUCCAUCGAUCAGUCAGGACCUGGUUCCACCACCAGCAUCGAAAAAUCAAAGCGGUCAGACAGUCAACUUUGGGUUUACCAAUCACUGAUCGAGCA